Colletotrichum spaethianum is the source of this 648-nucleotide messenger RNA. RefSeq lists its product as uncharacterized. The coding region runs from base 1 to 648 and encodes 215 amino acids. NCBI's taxonomy places the organism in Eukaryota, Fungi, Ascomycota, Sordariomycetes, Glomerellales, Glomerellaceae. The transcript is spliced from 2 exons. The record is from RefSeq and is a predicted model, not a curated record.
AUGGCGGGUGACGGGCGCAAGAAAGGAGGUGUCUACAGUGACAACCCCAACACCAAGAGAACGCGCGACUUUCUGCGAAGACUCCCUCCCAACAGAAAGGAGGCGAGACGCAGGGGAUCCCUUGAGUACCGUGCUUUCCGCACUACUUGCAUCACCCGCUCAAAGAAGGCGGACUAUCACAAGGCCACUCGCAACGGCAAGCUUGCCAUGUUGCGUGAAGCUUGCCACAAGUCGCUUGCCAACCGGCUGAAGAGAGGCGUUGAGUACGUGGGUACCGACAUUGAGAUCUUCAUUGCUCGCUUUCACGAUCGCGUCAUCAAGCAGAACGCCGACGCUGACGCUGGCGCCUCUGAUGAUGCCGACACUUCCGGCCCUGCUAGUGAGGCGUGCGACUUGGAAUCCGACAACGAGCAGCCCGCCACUGUCCCCAUCGGCGACCCGUCGACGGCGUCCGCGAGCCUGUCUGACACAGCCAAUUUGGCCGACUUUAUCGACUACGACCAGGGUGUGGCCGAUGAGUUCAGCAAAUACGUGGAGCAGCUCGAGGAGAAGCAGGAGAUGAUCCUCCAGGAGCUGAGCGUCCGCUCCUACACCCAGUUCGAGACCGCGAACAGCUUGGGUCUCCUGCUUGAGGCCGCUGGCUUCUAA